UAUUGCGAUGACUUAUCUACAAUUUGUAAGAGACUGGGUGUGAGGGGAAACUAGAUAGCUCAACUCUUGCAUCUUUUGAACAAUAGAGGGAACUUUCCCUGUCGACACAAAAGUGAGACUUUUAUUUUGGCCUGGCCUGAUGAAAAGCAUGAACAGAUCAACACAGCAAGAAGUCCAUAAAGUCAUUUGCUGUAAAAUAAUGACCUCAUGUUAUAUGCGUCCAAUAAAGCAAACAGAGGACAUUUUUGUUCGAAGCACACGCAUUGAAAGAUUUUUAUGCACUCAUCGAGCAACCUACCCAGAUUUUACUCUACGAAAUGAUGACAUCUACCAUAACAAACAAGGGCGUACGUGUACACUCUGCGCAGUCAUUUCCACAGUCCGGGUUCAUUGUUCUCUGGAAACGGAAGGAAGCAGUGAAAUAACAUCCUCUACUGAAGGAUUCCGUCGCCGCGCAAAGUUUUUGGCCACUCGGUUCUGGUGAUCUUGCCCGAAUGACUGCGCAUCUUUUGAGAGCCUUUUCCCAAUUUCAAAAAAAGUCAAAAAAUUUUUUUUUACCUGGUGCCCACUGUAGGAUGGAGGUGUCCUGCCUUGAGCUGGCGCUGGAGGGCGAGCGCCUCUGCAAGUUGGGCGACUACAGAGCCGGCGUAUCCUUCUUCGAAGCCGCCAUCCAGGUGGGCACGGAGGACCUGCAGGUGCUCAGCGCCAUCUACAGCCAGCUGGGCAACGCCUACUUCCACUUGCACGACUACGCCAAGGCGCUGGAGUUCCACCGGCACGACCUCACCUUGACCAGGACCAUCGGGGAUCUGCUCGGCGAGGCCAAAGCCAGCGGGAAUCUCGGCAAUACACUGAAGGUGCUGGGGAGGUUCGAUGAGGCCAUGGUGUGCUGUCAGAGGCACUUGGAGAUAGCCACGGACAUCAGCGACAAGGUGGCUCAGGCGCGAGCUCUCUACAACUUUGGCAACGUGUAUCAUGCUCAAGGAAAAAGUAUUUGCUGGAGUGGAGCAGAGCCUGGAGAUUUCCCAGAAGACGUUAUGGUGGCGCUGAGGAAGGCCUCGGAAUAUUACGAGGCAAACCUGGUGCUCGUGCAGGAGCUUGGCGACCGGGCCGCCCAGGGUCGAACGUACGGCAACCUGGGUAACACUCACUACCUGCUGGGGAACUUUCGCAACGCCGUGGCGUCUCAUGAGCAGCGUCUCCUAAUAGCAAAGGAAUUUGGCGACCGCUCCGCGGAAAGACGCGCUUACUGCAACCUGGGCAACGCUUACAUCUUCCUCGGAGAGUUCGAAGUGGCCGCCGAGCAUUACAAGAGGACGCUGCAGCUGGCGAGGCAGCUGAAGGAUCGUGCGGUGGAGGCUCAGGCAUGCUACAGUUUGGGCAACACGUACACUCUGCUGCAGGACUACGAGAGAGCCAUCGACUACCACCUCAAACAUCUCAUCAUAGCCCAGGACCUCAAUGACCGGAUUGGCGAAGGUCGAGCGUGCUGGAGUCUGGGAAACGCCCACACCGCACUUGGUAACCACGACCAGGCCAUGCACUUUGCUGAGAAACACCUGGAGAUCUGCAGAGAGACCGGAGACAGGAGCGGCGAGCUGACGGCGCGUAUGAACGUGACGGAUCUGCAGACGGUCUUAGGCCUGAGCUACAGCACCAAUAACUCCACCCUGUCCGAGAACAUCGACGACAAGACGCGAGGGGCGAAGCCGAGGAUGAGCAGGAGGCACAGCAUGGAGAACCUGGAGCUGAUGCACCUCACGCCUGACAAGAUGAACGUUCAGAAGUGGAGCAGCGACAUCCUGAGCAAACAGAGCAAGCCCGCCCUCAUCAAGAGCUCCUCCAAGUUGUUCUUUGUUAACCGUCUGCGCGGGAAGAAGUUCAAAGCCGGCGGAGGUUCCAGUAAGGUCCUCCAGGAUGCCAGUAACACUCUGGACAGCGGCAAUGUGCCCCCGCACGGGGCACACAAGCGAUCCGGUCCUGACGUGCUCGGGGAUGAGGGCUUCUUUGACCUCCUCACUCGCUUCCAGAGCAACCGCAUGGACGAUCAGCGCUGCUCCGUUCGUGACAAAGGCGGCUGCCUUUUGUCGCUAAACGGCGGCUGCCACUCUCCGCCCGGGAUCAUCAGGAAAUCCGUUUCUGAUUCCGCCAAUGUGUCCGGUGCUCAAGGCCGGCGGAUCGAGGACUCCUCGGUCGCCGGCGGGAGCCUGCCGGGUCUCAGGCUCAACCAGAACACCAACCAGGCCGUGCUCAACCACCUGAUGGCCAAUGCGGACGACGCCGAGCCCGACGAAGACUUCUUCAACAUGCUGGUCAAGUGCCAGGGCUCCCGCUUGGACGACCAACGCUCCGCACCUCCUCCUCCUCCGGCGCGUGGUCCCACGGUACCGGAUGAGGAUUUCUUCAGCCUCAUCAUGCGCUCGCAGGCCAAAAGGAUGGACGAGCAGCGCGUCACGUUGCCCUCCGCCGCGGCAAAGACCAACGCUGCCUCCAACUGAACAAAGCACUUAAUUUCCCCAAGGGCCCCCCGGAAAGGUGGCGUUUGGAAUACCUUUCAAGUUCAAAAAAAGACCCAUCAGAAGCAUCAGCCAGUAUGUAGUCGACCGUGUGGAGGAACUCUCAACUCACCUUGCACAAGCGGUAUCAGGGACAAAAUGUUUUUCCAUCCUCGUUUUUCACUGCUACUGUGUCAUGAUUUCAUCUUUGUAUUACUUGUAACACACAAACGCAUUUCUAUUUUUAUGUGUUGUGCUUUUUAUGACUGUUGUGCUUCUGUUCGCUGUUCUGUUUUUCUGUCUCUCUACAUGGAUUUUGUUUUUCAAUUGCAGAUUGGCAAAAUAAUUUUUUCCAGUAAUGUCCAUCUCAAGAAUUAUGUGAAUUCAUGUGUACAGUGCUAAUCUUUUGUACUUAAUUUUAGAAGAGGUUGGAGCAAUUGCUCUCAUGGCGACUUUUGUUGUUAUUGACCCAUUGCAAUGAAACACAAUUACGCUUGAUUAAAAGACACUUUAAUGAACGUAA
Hippocampus zosterae (dwarf seahorse) is the source of this 3018-nucleotide messenger RNA. RefSeq names its product G protein signaling modulator 2 (gene gpsm2). The record is from RefSeq and is a predicted model, not a curated record. Bases 495 to 2498 code for a protein of 667 amino acids. NCBI's taxonomy places the organism in Eukaryota, Metazoa, Chordata, Actinopteri, Syngnathiformes, Syngnathidae. Gene Ontology annotation, molecular function: GTPase regulator activity; protein binding. The transcript is spliced from 13 exons.